UUUUUUUUUUCUAACGGAUAGAAUUCAUUAUGAAGGUUGAAGGAAAUUUAUACAUUGUAACAGGAGGUGCUGGUGGUAUUGGUAAACAAGUGGUCAAGACCCUGAUUGCCAAAAAAGGUUACGCGGUUAUCUUUGAUCUUAAUGAAACUUUUGGUAAACUCUUAGUUGAAGAACUUGGAGGAAAGAAUGUCUUUGUCCCUGGUAGCGUUGAUUGUACCGAUGAGGCUCAAGUUGAAAAGGCAUUAGCAGCUGGUCUUGAACAUUUCAAAGGUAUUCCUCUUGCUGGUACCAUCAUCUGUCAUGGUGUGUUGUUCCCUCCUCCAUCUCUUACUGGUUAUGGUCCUACCGGCAUGUUGACUGGUUACAAGCAAUUUGAAUUCUAUGUUCGUGUGAACUUUUUGGGAUGUUAUUUGGUUGCUCAAAAGGUCGCUGAACACCUUAUCAAGAAUGAACCUUUCAAUGAAGACAAUGAACGAGGUAUCAUCAUCACUACUACGUCAAUCUCUGCUUUGGAUGGUACUAUGGUUGGCUAUGGGGCUGCUAAAAGUGGGGUUGCUGGUUUGACUUUGCCACUUGCCAAGGAACUUGCUCCACAUGGCAUCCGUGUUAUGAGUAUUGCUCCUGGACCGUUUGAUACUCCAAUCUUGGAUCCUUUCCCUCAAGGCUCACCACCUUGUCCUCAUCCUAAACGUAUUGGCAAGCCUCAAGAAUUUGCUGAUUUAUGUAUUUCUAUCAUUGACAAUCGUAUGUUGAAUGGUUCUGUCAUUAGGUUAGAUGGUGCUUUCCGUUUCAAUGACUAUGCUUAGAUAGUUGGAUUAGGACGUAGAAUUAUGCAUAUUCUUUUUAUUAUUAUUAUUAUUAUUAUUAUUAUUAUU
Halteromyces radiatus is the source of this 875-nucleotide messenger RNA. Its product is annotated as short-chain dehydrogenase/reductase SDR. The record is from RefSeq and is a predicted model, not a curated record. The transcript has 6 exons. NCBI's taxonomy places the organism in Eukaryota, Fungi, Mucoromycota, Mucoromycetes, Mucorales, Cunninghamellaceae. The coding region runs from base 30 to 806 and encodes 258 amino acids.